Molecule: messenger RNA, 4281 nt
Organism: Carassius gibelio (silver crucian carp)
Lineage: Eukaryota; Metazoa; Chordata; Actinopteri; Cypriniformes; Cyprinidae
Product: H-2 class I histocompatibility antigen, Q9 alpha chain
Exons: 8
Coding region: 125-1135 (336 amino acids)
Biological process (GO): intracellular signal transduction; immune response; lipid metabolic process
Cellular component (GO): external side of plasma membrane
Molecular function (GO): phosphatidylinositol-4,5-bisphosphate phospholipase C activity
Source: RefSeq, a predicted model, not a curated record
ACGUUUCACUUUACAUUACCAGCUAACAGACGACAAACAACCGCGAUGUCUGAUACACUUAUUUAAAGUAAAUACUCUAUAAUGUUUUUUUCUGAAAGGAAUUAUUGCUUAGGCAAAAGAAACAAUGCUGGAUGUAGUGCUUUUGCUCCUUGGAGCGCAUCUGGCCUGUGCUGGAACACACUCUCUGAGAUACUUCUUCACUGGUGUGUCUGGAGACAUUGACUUCCCAGAGUUCACUGCAGUUGGUCUGGUAGAUGAAGGGCAGUUUUUUUACUUUGACAGCAACACAAAGAAAACUGAGCCUAAGACAGAGUGGAUCAGACAGAAUGAGGGAGAAGAUUACUGGAACAGUCAGACUCAGAUCCUGAUUGACACGCAUCAGUCCUACAAAGUCGGCAUCCAGAUAAUAAAGGAACUGUUCAACCAGUCAGGAGGUGUUCACACAUGGCAGAUGAUGUGUGGCUGUGAGCUGGAUGAAGAUGGCACCAAACAAGGAUACAUGCAAUAUGGUUAUGAUGGAGAGGACUUCCUCAGCUUUGAUAAGAGCACCCUCACCUGGACUGCUGCUAAUCCACAAGCUGUCAUAACCAAACACAAAUGGGAUUCCACUGGAGAAGAUGCAAUCUACUGGAAAGGAUAUCUGGAUAACACAUGCAUUGAGUGGCUGCAGAAGUAUGUGAUAUAUGGGGAAAACACUACAAAAGUCGCUCCUCAGGUGUCUCUGCUGCAGAAGUCUUCCUCGUCUUCAGUCAAAUGUCAUGCUACAGGUUUUUACCCCAGUGGAGUAACAAUCUCCUGGCAGAAAAAUGGACAAGAGCAUCAUGAGGAUGUGUAUCUUGCUGAACUUCUUCCCAAUGAGGACGGGACCUUUCAGAGGACGAGCACCAUCAAAGUUUCACCUGAGGAGCUGAAGAAGAACCAGUUCAGCUGUGUGGUGGAGCAUCAGGGUGAAACCUUCAGAAGCAUUUUGAAAGCUUCUGUCCCCAUCGGCUUCAUUCUUGCUGCUGUUGUUGGUGUCUUCCUGUUGAUUGUCACUGCUGUUGCUGGAUAUACGGUCUAUCAGAAAAAGAAAGGCUUUAAACCUGUCAAUGCAUCUGAUGACGGUCCAAAUGGCUCAGCUCGUUCAGAUACAUAAACAUAGAGAUGAGACCAGAUGAGUGCAAUAGAUGAAGUAAAAGAGAUGAUUACCCUGCUGUCCAUCUUGUUUACAACACACAAACACACAUACAAACCCCGGCGCUGGAUAUAUGGCUGCCCACUGCUCCGGGUGUGUGUUCACGGUGUGUUCACUUCUCAAUGCUGUGUGUGUGCACUUGGAUGCGUUUAAUGCAGAGCACCAAUUCCAUACCAUAGUUAGCAAAUGCCACGACUUUUACUUUAAUUUAUAUCAUGGUUCUUCAUUAAUCACAUCUGCAAAGUUUUUGUUUCAUCACACAUCAGUAUUGAUUGUGAAAAAAGAGACACUUUUGAAUGUGUGUACAGUCUGUCAUAGUAUAGUAUAGCAGUCAUCUCUUGUGUAUGAGAUGUUUCUAGAAAGACUAUUUAUGUGGGAAAUAUUAAAUAUUAAAUAAUUCAGAGGGUAACAAGUCAUGGAAAACUAUCUCCUGCAAAUCUUAAUAUAACCUCUGUACAGUACAGUAAACUAUAUAUAUUUUCCUUGUUUGAGGUUACUAAAUCUAAAUUAUUUAAAUAUUUGUAUAUAUUAAUUGCCUUUAAUACAUUGUAAUCUUAAUUUGAUUCUUUAAAAUAAAUAAACUUCACAGAAAGGGGCAGGUGGUGAAUGUCUGUCUUUCUGUUGGCAAAACAGUAUCCAUAUUUCAUCAGAAUCUGUUAAGUAACCUUUGGAAUUGCAAGUUUAGAUUUUACAAUUUAUACUUUAUAGGGCCGGGACUCGUAAAAAAAAAAAUCGGAUUAAUUAGAGGCUUUGUAAUUAAUUAAUCGAAAUUAAUCGCAUUUUAAUCGCAUAUAAUUUAUAGUAUACCAUUGAAUAAUGACUGAAUACAUAAGCUUAAGCAACAAAAUAUUGUUUAUCUUUGUUCAACCAAGUCUAGCAGACCAGUGCAAUUUUUGCCAUGAAGUGUAGCAAUAGCAUAUUAGAAACAAUUUAGAAAUAGUACAUUUCAGAAAUUCAGGAAGCUUAUAGGUGCUGGAACCUUCUGUAAAGUGUUUUUUUUUAAGUAAAACACAAUACUGUCAAUUACAUUCAGAACAUUGGAAACACUGACUAUUAGAAAACAUCUCUCUGUUGCUUCAGAGGCCAUAACAUACUAAGUCCAACUCUCAAUAACCUUGGCCAAAACAAUAAAGAGUUCAACAUAAACUGUUGCACCAACAAAAUAAUACAUAGUUCAACAUAAAGUGUAAAGUCCACGCUAGCUGCUAUAUGUUUUGCGUUGAGGUGAUACUUGAGGCUCGAUGUGCUGCGGUGAUAUGCGAACGCUAGUUGGUGCUCCAGUAUAAUCGGUCCGCCGAAACUCAUCCAGUGAGAAACGUUCCGCGGUGCAAAAAUUGUCACAGUGUCUGGUCUGUGUAUCCCUGGGUGUCCACUAGAGGUCUCACUUCCCCUUAUCGUCACUGUUCAUUGUUUUCAGCUGUUUCCACUUACAUCGUUUGCACCUGUCUUUAAAUACCUGGGUUGUUUCUGUCUUUGUCACGGAGUCCUUGUUUGAUGUCAGAGCGUUACAUGUCCGUCAACCCUUGCCUUGCCUUGCCUUGCCUUGCCUUGGUGUCCUGUUUAUGUCUGGUUUUGGAUAUUCUGGUUUUGACCCUGCUUGGCUUGUUUACCCGAUUGGAUUACCCUUAUUAAAUAAACUUCAUACCUACAUUUGGUUCUCUCGCCUCAUUCCUGCAACGCUGAACGUGACAAAAAUAAGUUAUUAAAAAUGCGGGAUUUUUUUUUUGUAAUUAAUUAAUCUUAGUUAACGCGUUAUUUUUGUGUAAUUAAUUAAUCUCAAUUAACUCGUUAAAGUCCCGGCCCUAAAACUUUAACAGAAUUGUUAGAUAAAUUUAUGUAACAAAUUUUUUUACAAAGCUCAUCGGUCUGAAAAGUGAGGUGUGCUCUGAUUGGCCAGCUAUCCAGUGCAUUAUGAUUGGCCAAAUACAUCAAGCAGGACUGAAAUGUUACGUCUCUUAACAUAUUUUGAUGCCUUGUCUGGCCGGGGUGGCGAGACAUAAACAUAAAACCUAUUAUAAACGUGAUAUAAACAUGAUUUCUAGUCGUGUCUUCUUUUGUAAGGCCAAACAAAGUCCUCUAGUUUCACUUUCACAGUGAAACACACAGCGUCUAUAUGACAUGGCGGGGGCGGCAACAACAAUACUACAACGAGAAUAAAAGGUGCACCUUCUUUCUUUGCGUGAACAUUUGGGCAGCAUUAUGCAACUAUUCCCACAUAGUGACAUAUAUAUGUGGGGGUGUGUUAGAAGAAGCCGUUUUAGGGGGGCAUGGACGAGUCUUAACUUUUAUAAAAAAUAUCUCUUUGGAUUUGAGACUUUAGUCUUUGCAACUUUGCAACUUUACAGAUCUUCUUUAUGCACCAAGAACUUGUAACUUGUUAUCUUCAGCAGGAUUCUUUAUUGAGAACUUGCUGUGUGGUGCUGCAGCCAUCAAAAGUCAGUGAAUCAUUGUAGUUUAAAUACAUUUUAGAGGACAGCGCUUAGAAACGGAGGCAGAGCUCCUGAGAUGACCUUAAACCAAGCUUGCAAAUUAAGUAUUUAGGUAUAGGAUUGAAAGUAAAAAUGACAGUUUUAUCAAUAAAUAAAACAGAAAACCUAAAGUCAAAAAAAUAUUUUUAUAGAGCGUCUUACAUAUAUAUAACUUUUUUACAUCCAAGUAAAGAUAAUUAAUUUGAAUUAAUGAUACUGAUAAUAAUCUCUAACACUCUGUAGAGUGCAUGAAUAGGACCUAUGAGAGCAAUAGGACAUGAGAUCCUCUGGCUGAGAAAACGCUACACCACAUCAGUGCUGGAUAUCAACCACAAACUGUUUCCAGACACGAGAGAAGAAGAUCAUGAUGGGGAGAUGAAACCAGUAUAGAUGUGAUGAUGAGAAUCAUUAUUUUCUGAAACAGUAUCACAUGUCUUAUGUGUAUCACAUGAUCCGUAUCACAGUUGACUAGAUGGGACUGUGUGACUUUUAAGGACAUUUCAUCACUCAUCUGUGUGAACUGAUUAAUAUAUGAGGUUAAUGUAUUUUUGAUGAUAAUUAUUUUCCUUGAAUCUUAUUUGUCUUGAUGCUACUUUAUCAACUUUAUAGUCUAUGCUUCAAUAAAAUGAAAUUGGUGAA